This is a messenger RNA of Microsporum canis CBS 113480, 1890 nucleotides long. RefSeq names its product polyketide synthase. The transcript has 2 exons. Gene Ontology annotation, biological process: fatty acid biosynthetic process. Bases 1 to 1890 code for a protein of 629 amino acids. Gene Ontology annotation, molecular function: fatty acid synthase activity; phosphopantetheine binding. The record is from RefSeq and is a predicted model, not a curated record. Lineage: Eukaryota; Fungi; Ascomycota; Eurotiomycetes; Onygenales; Arthrodermataceae.
AUGGCAACGUUCGAUAGCAACCACCGCCCACUACGCGGCGUAGUGCACGCAGCCGGUAUACUGGAUGAUGGAGUUCUCUUAGCCUUGACGCCCCAGCGAUGUGAUACCACCUUUAGGCCCAAGGUAGAUGGCUCUUGGAAUUUACGCUGGCUGACCAGAGACAUGGAUCUAGAUCUUUUUAUAGUGCUCUCCUCUGUUUCCGGCGUGAUGGGCAACGCAGGUCAAGGCAACUAUGCCGCUGCUAAUACCUUUCUAGAUGCGCUUAUGCAACUCCGUCGUGCUGAACGUUUACCAGCUACCUCGGUGGCCUUGGGUCUCUGGGGCGGCGAGGGAAUGGGACGCAAGCUCAGCAGGAUGGACCGCGGUCGCUACGCCCGACUCGGCCUUGACCCCCUGGAACCGGAAGAUGGCCUAAACCUAUUUGAACAGGCCGCGCGCAGUGGUCGUGCGGUUACCGUUGUGGCCGCAUAUGAUAUAGAACGGCUCCGAAGCUACAAUGAUGACAGGGGUGGGAUACCACCGCUCCUCCGGUUUCUGCUAGGCUAUGGCAGCAGGCAGUACCCAAAGAGUGUCGGAGCCCGUAACCUGCGGGAGACGCUGGGCGAAGUCCGCCGCAAGCAGCACGUUGCUACUGCGCUUAGCAUGGUCCGAGACACAGUAGCCAAGACACUAGGAUUCACAUCAUCUGCUGACCUGGACGUUGAUCUGCCCUUGCAGGACGUUGGAGUUGACUCGUUAACUGCGGUCCUGAUACGCAACCAGCUGGGCAUCUUAACCGACCGCCAGGAUCGUCCAGUUCCUGCUGUCCCAAGUACAAAAAAGCUUGGAAGACUCGUCCAGUGCGGGCGACUCGAAAACUGCGACUCCUGCUACCACGGUAUUGGAAGAUUCUGUUCUGAACAUGCCGGCGGUCAGGAAGGGAUACCUCGAUCCCAGAUUUACAUUCAACGCAGGUCUCGGUGGUGCUACCGCAUGCCACUACUUAUCCCAGUUGUUGGUGAUAUGGCGCAACCCCUAUUUAACCUAACUGAAGAAACAUUUGAGCAGCUAUCAAACCAGGUUGAUGCUAUCUGCCACUCAGCUGCUCUGGUUGACUGGAUGCGGCCGCUGGACGAUUAUGUUGGCCCUAAUAUUAUUAGCACGCAUGAAGUCUUACGCUUGGCCUCCCGCGGCCGCUGUAAAGCGAUCCACCUCAUCUCCACAAUUGCCACGGUGCCUAAGUAUCUAGGCUAUGAUGUUUCUGAGGAUCAAUAUGAAUACGGCUAUGCUACCUCGAAGUGGAUAGCUGAGCGGAUGGUAGCAGCUGCACGUUGGCGCGGCGCCAGGGCAUCCAUAUAUCGUUUACCAUUUGUUACCGCUUCUGCCUCCACUGGUUACUUCCGGCUCGACCACGGUGACUUUUUACACAACCUUGUCGCAGGGUGUGUUGAGAUGGAUAGUUUCCCAUUAUUGGAUACUGAUCUAUCUAUCAUACUACCAGUCGACUAUCUAAGCAAGACUGUGGUCGCAGUAAUGACUCAAGAUUUAUCUCGAAUUGGGCAAGAUUUUGAUUUUACCAAUACACAGGCCCCAAGCUUCAGCCGCUAUUUCGAGCUAAUGGGCGCUGGGCAGAAGAUUAUUCUCUUCUCUAAAUGGCGGCAACAGGCAAUAGCCUACGGUGCCGCUCAUCCAACAAGUCCGCUAGCACGCAUCGCCGCCAUGCUCGACGGUUGCACCGACGAAAACGCGGCCGCGCUAUUCAAAGGCCCGCCCCCUGGAGAACAUGUCUUAGGGGGCGACGACUAUCCCCUACCAUCGGUUGACGAGCAGUCUGUCCAGAAGUAUUUGGGUCGUAUCUAUAUUGCGCAGAAAGAAAGAUCUAAUAUCAACGCGGAUACUAGAACCUACUAA